Acyrthosiphon pisum (pea aphid) is the source of this 2093-nucleotide messenger RNA. RefSeq names its product synaptic vesicle glycoprotein 2B. Gene Ontology annotation, molecular function: transmembrane transporter activity. Gene Ontology annotation, biological process: transmembrane transport. The coding region runs from base 714 to 2036 and encodes 440 amino acids. The transcript is spliced from 13 exons. Gene Ontology annotation, cellular component: membrane. The record is from RefSeq and is a predicted model, not a curated record. NCBI's taxonomy places the organism in Eukaryota, Metazoa, Arthropoda, Insecta, Hemiptera, Aphididae.
AUUCAACACACACACACACACACAAACGACCAAUUUUAACUUGCUAACAUACGAUAGUUUGAGUUAUUGCGUUAUGAAAGUUGAUAAGUACCUAAUUCAUUAAGUACCUAAUAGAUUAGAUAUAUAAUGGCAAUAAAUAAUAGCAUUUAUCUGGGACUGUAUUGAAACGAUAUUAUUAUAAUAAUUACGGCAAUAUCGAAUUAAAAUAUUAAUCGUUUUAUUGAAACUAUGAACGUUGAAGUAAUGACUUUAGUUAGUGACGUUGAAUGGAGACUCGUUAUUUGAUGCAUGCUUUUGAUUGUGCCUGCGUGUGUUGAUCAUGAUGGAAAAAAAUAAUUCAAAAGUUACUGCCCAGCUUUAGCUACCCGGGACUGUUCCAUACGGUAAUCGGGUAAUGCGAUGCAAUUUUUUCAGGAAUAUAAUUUAAGUGGAAAAAUAAUAACAAUACGUUCUAGAGCCUUCAGCCUAUUAGAUCCUCAAUCAAGGAUAAUAAUAGUGAUAGUGACACCCUAAAUAGUAUCUUGCAGUGUAAAACAUCAAGUUCUAAAUAUUUGAUAACCAAAUCAGUAAAUUUGGACGAAGCUAUCGAAAUUGUCGGAUUUGGGAGUUUUCAUUACUACAUAUUAUUCAUUUGCGGAUCACUUUUCGCAGCAAUCUCAAUUAGUGUGACGUCAGUGUCUUUCAUUAUACCGUCAGCACAAUGUGAUUUUCAAAUGACAUCUGUCCACAAAGGAAUCCUAAAUGGAGCAUCGAUGAUAGGUAUGUUAUUCGGAUGUUUUAUUACGGGUUACGUGGCAGAUUCCAGAGGCAGAAAGUAUACAUUGGUCGUCUGCAUGAUGAUUGAUGGUGUCUUCAGCCUCAUAUCUAGCGUGUCUCAGAUUUAUCCAGUAUUGAUAUUCUGCAAGUUAAUGAGUGGAUUUGGGGCGUCUGGUUUUACUGUACUCUAUUCAUACAUUGGAGAGUUUGUGAACGGCAAAAAACGCGAACAAUUUCUUUGUUGGAUGGAAAUGUUCUGGACAUUUGGUGUAAUAUUAGUUCCGUGCAUAGCAUGGAUAGUUAUACCACAAACAUUCAGAAUCGAAUACGGUUUCUUUUUGUUCAGGUCGUGGAAUUUAUUUGCUGUUAUUUGUUCUCUUCCAAGCAUAAUAUUUUCAUAUUUGUUGCUUCAAUUGCCGGAAAGUCCAAAGUUCUUACUCGCCAAGGGUAAACACGACGAGACCAUGAAUUGCUUGAAAUUCGUUUAUAGAUGGAAUAAUAAUACUGACGAUGAAUUUCCGGUGACUUCAUUGAUGUUACCUGAUUGUAUUACCGAAGAGAAUAAUAGCUUUAUUAAUGGACUCUACAAGAGUAUUCUGGAGUUGUUUACGUCUCAAUAUAAAAUUGUAGCUAUGAUUACAUGUGUGAUACAAUUUUGUUGCACUGCUAGCUUUUACAUGAUGGUUUUGUGGUUCCCAGAGCUGAUGAAUAGAUUUCGAUGGUAUGAAACAUUAUAUUCGGGUCCCAAAAAUAUGACAAAUAUGUGCGAUAUUGUGUCACUGUUUAAAAUUGAACCAGAAGAGAUAGAUCUCAAAUGCAAUGAUGAAAUCGAUCAAUAUGUUUACGAGAACAUUCUCAUAAUCGGCAUGGCUUGUAUACCUACAAGUAUUAUUGUGCCACUAUUAGUCAACAAAUUUGGAAUUAAAUUUUUCUUAGUGGUUUGUUUUUUGGGGUCAGGGUUGUCUUCUGCUUGCUUGUAUUUCAUUUCGUCUUCAUUCGAGAAUAUCGUGUUAUCAUCCAUAUUUCAAGCUCUUUCCAGCAUGGGUUUUGAACUAGUAUUUUGCAUAAGUGUUGAACUAUUUCCAACAGAAUAUAGGGGCGUUGCCAUAUCUAUUGGUUCCAUGUUUGGCAGAAUAGGUGCAGUUCUUGGCAACAUCGUAGUUGGUGUAUUUAUAGAUGCACACUGUAUGGUUCCUAUUUUAGUAUCGUGCUCUCUUCUGAUAAUUUCAGGGAUUUUAGUUUUGACGUUACCAACAACUGGAAGGAUUGCCAUAAAAUGAAAAUAUAAUAUUAGGAGAGAGAACUUUGAACUUGUAUCAUUAAACAAUUAGUAUAUA